Molecule: messenger RNA, 1234 nt
Organism: Tachyglossus aculeatus (Australian echidna)
Lineage: Eukaryota; Metazoa; Chordata; Mammalia; Monotremata; Tachyglossidae
Gene: TCEANC
Product: transcription elongation factor A N-terminal and central domain containing
Exons: 2
Coding region: 46-1125 (359 amino acids)
Biological process (GO): DNA-templated transcription
Cellular component (GO): nucleus
Source: RefSeq, a predicted model, not a curated record
GGGCUUACAGUCAGUCCCCAUUGUACAGAUCCAAGAGCUGUAAAGAUGUCUGGCAAGAAGGAAGUGGUAACCAGAGCUUCUCUCCUUGAACAGCUCCUGGCCAGAAAGAAAUUUCAAGAGCUCGGGGACCACCUUGCUGAACUAGAAACCAUGCACAUGACCACAGCGAUUCUCCAGGAAACCAAUGUUAUCAAAGUUGUGUAUGCGGUUCGCAGAAAUUGCCCUAUAGUGGCUUUUAAGAAGAAAGCCAAAUGUUUAUUAGCAAAGUGGAAAGCGCUUCAUAAGAAUACCCACCUUCAAGCAACAAGCAUUACAGGGUUAUCUCCAGAAAGCGGUGAUGACGACAUUGGACGUUUUACUGCAGUUCAGGAAGAAACUUUGGGGUCCUUACAACAGCGAAGUAAGGAUGAAAUGUUAAGCGUGGAGAGUUUGAAUUCUUUGCUGCCUUCCCAGAGUGUUCCGGCGGAUGUUGCGGGGGUCGUGUCAAAAGUCAGUGAGACGCGAGUUGGGGCUCUGGAACCUCGUAGCAAUGAUCCUUUCCCCGUUGGUGGUGAAUCGAGCUCGAGUCAGGAUCCCGUGAUAUCUGUAAGACGUAAAGCUGUGGGGCUUCUGCAAGAAGCCUUAACUGAUCCUUCCUCUGACCAGUCAGAAAUUGAUCAGGGGCAAAAACUGGCCAGAGAAAUUGAAGAACACAUUUAUGCUAUGUAUUCUAAAACUAUCAAGAAGUAUAAAAAUUGCAUCAGAAGCAAAGUUUCCAAUUUGAGGAACGCAAAAAACGUGCAUUUGCAACAAAACCUUAUCUCCGGGAGCCUGACUACCAAGGCUUUUGCUGAAAUGACGGUCAUGGAAAUGGCAAGUGACGAACUGAAGCAGCUGAGGGCUUCGUACACAGAAACCUGUGUGCAAGAGCAUCAUCUUCCUCAAGUACUUGAUGGCACCCAGACAAACAAAAUCAAAUGUAGGCGCUGUGAGAAAUUUGACUGCAAGGUCACCGUGAUUUCCAGAGGGACCCUCUUCCUCCCAAGUUGGGUGCGGAGGGCAAACCCAGAUGAGCAAAUGAUGACAUACGUCAUUUGUAAUGAAUGUGGGGAACAGUGGUACCAUAGCAAGUGGGUUUGUUUGUGACACUGAGCAAAUGGUUAGUUAACCGAGUAUAAACGCCAUUAGCGACCAGCCUGCCGGGUAAAAGAAUUCAAUCGGCUAAAAUCCGCCUUUUCCUCUCUAUCCAAACUGC